Messenger RNA from Penicillium cataractarum, 1317 nucleotides. Its product is annotated as NAD(P)/FAD-dependent oxidoreductase. Gene Ontology annotation, molecular function: sarcosine oxidase activity; flavin adenine dinucleotide binding; saccharopine oxidase activity. The transcript is spliced from 3 exons. Lineage: Eukaryota; Fungi; Ascomycota; Eurotiomycetes; Eurotiales; Aspergillaceae. The coding region runs from base 1 to 1317 and encodes 438 amino acids. The record is from RefSeq and is a predicted model, not a curated record.
AUGACCUCAAGCAACCCCUCAUACCUCAUCAUUGGUGCCGGUGUCUUUGGCGUUUCAACCGCCUACCACCUUAUCCAGAAAUACCCCAAUGCCUCUAUAACUCUCGUUGAUCGAGAUGCAUACGACGCCGAGUCUCGGGUAGCUGCAUCCUGGGACUGGAACAAAGUCGUUCGCGCCGACUACGACGACAAGAUCUACUGCAGACUUGCUCUGGAGGCGCAAGACAUUUUCAUGUCUGACCCGCUCUGGCAGCCUUACUUCCACCAGACUGGCGUCUACUGGACAUGUCGCAGUGACUACGCGCAGAACGUUAUCAAUCACCACAAAGAGCUAGGCCGUAAUGACGAUAUUACUGCCCUGCCCGUUGCCGAGGCGCGGAAGCUUUAUGGUGGUCUUUUUGACAAUGCUGAUUAUACUGGCGUCAAGGAGGUUCUGAUUAAUAAAGCUAGUGGUUGGGCUGCAGCUGGAGAUGCUCUUCGCGCUGUGACUAAGAAGUGCCUGGAAUUGGGCGUCAAGUAUGUGACCGCCGAGGUUGCCACACUUGAAUUCAAUGGUCGGGGCUCUUGCACAGGUGCAAAGACGAAAUCCGGUCAGGUCCUUUCUGCCACGUAUGUCAUUGUCGCUGCCGGUGCUUUCACGCCUACGUUGCUGGAGUGGAGUGCUGCGAGCAGUGGCAAUGCGGGUCUUCGGGCUGGAGAGCGCAUUUUGGCUGCGGGUAUCACGACGGGAAUGGCGCAGCUUAAGAAAGAGCAGUAUGCCAAGUUUAAGGAUAUGCCUGUUGGGUUCCAGGGCUAUACGCCCGAGGAGGGCAAGCCUUUCAUUGGUAGUAUCCCGCCUACUAAGGAUGGAGAGCUCAAGUGGUGGGGAUCUAAGAUUUUCACAAACACUCGUGAGGUUCUGCCUGGUCGUUAUAUCUCCUCACCUCCACCGACGCACGACUACAAUCAGUGGAAGGUUCCUGGUCCCCUCAAGCAGGAUAUCAUCGAGUCCCGCAAUCUGUGGUAUGGACCUGCGAGCGCGGACUGGGAGAUGACGAAACACCGAAUUUGCUGGGACGCUUUCACCACCUCCUCCGACUUUAUCAUCUCUCCCCACUCCGCCUCCAAGGGCCUAUACGUCGCAACCUGUGGCUCAUUCCACGGCUUCAAGUUCUUCCCCGUCCUGGGCAAGUAUAUUACCCAGAUGCUUGAGGGUGAAUUGGAGUCUGAGUUGGUGGAGAAGUGGGCUUGGGAUCGCCAGCGCCCUGAUUCUUCUCAGAAUGUGGAGUAUCCUAACUCUGAGAUGAAGCAUCUUUUGGGACCUACGGCCAAGCUGUAG